UCAAUUAAUCAUUUCCGGUUCACUUCCGGAUUUAGUGUUCAGAUUUUUUCAACAGCAAUUCGCAAUAUUUAAUGUAUUUAUUUGCAGUUUAAAAUAUGGAAAACAAUUGAAAAAUUAAAUUAAAGAUUAAGUUAUUUUUUAAUAAAUCCACAAUGUCUGAUGUCAAUGUGGUAGUUGUGGGUGAUAACAAUGCAGGAAAGACAUCACUGUGUGUCACAUUCUCCACUGGGCAGUUUCCCAGUCUGUUCACGCCCAUGGAGUGUAAUCGUACACCACAUGAGAAGGACCUCACUGUUGGGAAUGAGACGGUUCAUGUGAAGUGUACCGACACGGAAGGCCAUGAAGACUUUGAUGACUCGAGACCCGAGUCUUAUGAGGGAGCAGACGUGUUCUUGCUGUGCUUCUCCCUGUCCAGUCACAAUCAGCUGAAAAGCGUCAAGACAAGAUGGAUUCCAGAACUGCGUAAAUACAAACCACACACGCCCAUACUGCUGGUGGGCUGCAAAGAAGAUGAAAGGCGUGGCAAAGAGUCAAGCAAAGACAAAGUGUCCAAGAGCCAGGGAGCCAAUAUGAGGAGUGCAAUAAAAGCUGCAGGCUAUGCAGAGUGCAGUGCCUUGAAGAAGUCUGCUGUGGAGGAGUGCUUCCUUCAGGCCGUGAAGAUUGCCAAAGGUCAGGCAACAUCCAGUGGAGGUUGUUGUUGUGCUAUAUUGUGAACUUGCGAGGGUAAACGUCAUUUUUUAAGGUCCAGAGGUGUCAAAGUUCAGAAUUAUUCCUGAAUUCAGGAUUUAGGCCCUCAAAAACUGCUUUUGAUAUCGAUAAAAAUUACAGGAUUUUUGUUCUGGUAUUUAAAGAUUUUUGUCACAAAAUGUCAUUUUAAACACAAAUUAUUUUAAUUUGACAUAUUGUUAACACAGUUAACAUAAUUAUAUGAAUUAUUAACCCUCUUUUGGCACUGGCCCCCCACAUGUUAGGCUUAUUUUCAGGAUUUUAGAUUUUUGCCACUUGACACCCCUGAAGGUCAUUGGUCAUGUGAAGGUCAAUGUUCAUUUCAGUCAGAUGAACAUCCUUAGGAGGGAUGAGUUGAUUAAAAAAAACUCUGUCUCUUAUUACCACGCUGUAAUACAGUUGUGUGAUUACAUAUAUACAUUACAACUGAAUCACAUUCAUUACUGAAUUAUUUUGUUUAGAAAAAAAAUGAAAAUAAGCAAAUAAAACGAAAAUAACAAAAACAUUAUUGUGUUGUGCUUUGAAACUGCCAUAUAUAUUGUGCUUGUUUGUGGGUGCAAACUAUUUGUUGAAUGUGUUCAUUUCCAUGGUUGAAAUUAUAUCCAGUAAUCUCAGUAAAAGAACAGGAAGGAAUCAGGAUUUUGGCUUCAACACAUUCUUAGGAAAUACGUUGUUAUAUAAUUUGUAUCUAUUUAGCGGAAGAAGUGUUGCUCUCAGCUUGUUAAAGUCAUGUUGAAUUUCUUUUUAAUUCUUUAUAGGUUAAGUUUUUGUGUGUUUUUAAUGCUUUCACACAUGCUAACAUUUGUUUAGUAUGCCCCCCUUGAAGAAGAGGGGGUAUAUUGUGUUGCUGGAUGUCUGUCUGUCUGUAGACUAGUUUGUUUCCAAUCAAUAACUUGUCAAAAAAUUGACCUUUUUGAAACUUCACAUGUGCAUUUGUUUUUGACCACUGUUGAAAUUGGGGGUCACUAGGUCAAAGGUCAAGGUAACUGUCACAAUAAGUAUGAAAAUCGCUUCCGAUCAAUACCUUAUCAACGAAUUGACCACACGACUUGAUACUUCAAAUGUGCACUGGCUUUGGACUGUAGAUGACCCCUAUUAAAAUUUGGGUCACUAAGUCAAAGAUCAAGGUCACUGUAACAAUCAGUGUUAAAAUCGUUUGCAAUCAAUCAACAAAUUUACUGAUUGGCUUGAUACUUCACAAAUCACAUGUGCAUUGGCCUUCGACACUAGAUGACCCCUAUUGAAAUUAUGGUAACUAGGUCAAAGGUCACUGUCACAAUAAGUGUGAAAAUUGUUUCUGAAUCAAUAGCUCGUCAACCAAUUGACCGAUCGGUUUGAUACUUACCAUGAGUAUAAGCUUUGGACAGUAGAUAACCCCUAAUUAAAUUGGGGUCAUUAGGUCAAGGUCACCAUCACAAUAAGUAUGAACAUCGUUUCGGAUCAAUAACUCAUCAACAAAUUAUUGAUUGGCUUGUUACUUAUCUUGUGCAUUGACCUAGGACAGUAGAUAACCCCUAUUGGAAUUGGGGUCACUUAGUCAAAGGUAAAGGUCACUGUCACAGUUAGUGCGAAAAUUAUUUUUGAUCAAUAGCUUGUCAACCAAUUUAUCAAUUGACUUGAUACUUUCCAUGUGCAUUGGCCUUGGACAGUCGAUGACCCCAAAUGAAAUUUUAGUCACUAGGUCAAAGUCAUGGUCACUGUCACAAUAAGUUUGGAAAUCGUUUCCGAUCAAUAACUCGUCAAAGCAUUGACCGAUUGGCUUGCUACUUCACGUGUGCAUUGGCCUUGGACUGAAGAUGACCCCAAAUGAAAUUCCGGUCACUAGGUCAAAGUAUUGGCCUUGGACAGAAGAUGACCCCUAUUGAAAUUGGGGUCACUAGUUCAAAGCCCUGUUUGAGGAGGGCACAUGUCUCAGAUCGUGGAACUCUUGUUAAUAAAUAGGGUAUGUAUGUAUAUUUUUUGAAAUUAUAAGUUAAUCUUUUGUUUAAUGCAAAAACAAUUUUGCAUUUCAUAAUAUCUGAGAUUAGUUGGGUAAAUAUGGGUCUUGUUAAAUAUAUUUCUGCAAGUUUUAGAAACUUCAAUUGCUUACUUAUACAAUGAAAAUCUUGUUUUGCA
Messenger RNA from Dreissena polymorpha, 2841 nucleotides. RefSeq names its product rho-related GTP-binding protein RhoA-A-like. The record is from RefSeq and is a predicted model, not a curated record. The transcript has 5 exons. Gene Ontology annotation, molecular function: protein kinase binding; GTP binding; GTPase activity. The coding region runs from base 153 to 713 and encodes 186 amino acids. Gene Ontology annotation, cellular component: cytoskeleton; cell cortex; cytoplasmic vesicle. Lineage: Eukaryota; Metazoa; Mollusca; Bivalvia; Myida; Dreissenidae. Gene Ontology annotation, biological process: small GTPase-mediated signal transduction; regulation of actin cytoskeleton organization; regulation of cell shape.